AUAAGGUUUUUUCAUUAAAACCAAAUUAAGUCAUAAAUGAGCUUUAAGCACUUGCUUCCGCCUAAUUCUAUUAUAAAUGCAUCAUAAAAAUUCUUAAUUAUGUUAUUAUUUUAUAUUUUUAAUACAUGUAAAAGGUGCAAAAUAGGGUGAAUAGAUGAUACAUCACAUUAAUAAUUUUGGGUUUGUAAUAAAUGUCUCUGACCCCGACUUAUUUAAUAGCCAAGUUUCUACGAAAAUGAUUUAUAGACACCCAUAUAUCUAUAGACAGACUCCCAUGUGUCAGUGAACAUGGAAGAGAAAAAAAAAAUUAAGAAUGUACUAAAACUGGCAAAAAAAAAAGUAGAGAGAAAUAAAAUGUCAGUUAUAUAUCAUUACUCUAAUUUCCUGUUAAAAUUGGAAGCAAUUAAGUGACAGCGUCAAUGCUGAGAAUGCAGUCCAGGUUCCAGAAUCAUCGCUCAUUAAUGAGUUUUCUUUACCGUUGUUUUAACCGUUAAAAAGGCCCACAUAGUAACAGAAGACUCAGUACAGUGGCCCCCACAUGCUCUGCUAUGCUAUCUUCAAACACUCAACGGCUAGUUUCUCUCCUCUUCAUCACCUUAAAUACAACACUCCUCUCACUAGUACAUACCCCCACUUCGUGCUUCUGAGAGUAAGAAAGGUAAAAUCUUCAAUACAUUCUCUUCAGUUCUCAAAUAGGAAAAGACCAUGGCUAGUUCCUCAAGAGCCGUCUCUGCAUCCCUUUUGUUCUUUUUCCUUCUCCUUGGAUUCUCAGCAGCUAAGGAACUAUUAGUUGGAGGCAAGAUUGAUGCUUGGAAGAUUCCAUCUUCAGAAGUAGAUUCUCUCAAUCAAUGGGCUGAAAAGUCUCGUUUCAGAGUUGGCGACUAUUUGGUGUGGAAAUUCGAAAGUGGGAAGGACUCAGUGUUGGAAGUAACAAGGGAGGAAUAUGGUAAUUGCAGCACCUCCAACCCAAUCAAAGAGUACAGUGAUGGGAAUACUAAGGUGAUGCUAGAACGUCCUGGGCCAUUCUACUUCAUCAGUGGAGCAAAGGGGCACUGUGAGAAGGGCCAAAAGUUGGUUGUGGUUGUCAUUUCUCCAAAGCACACAUUCCGUGCAAUUUCUCCGGCACCUUCUCCGGCGGAGUUUGAGGCUCCAGCUGUUGCUCCUACUAGUACUGCUACAACCUUGCAAGUUGCUCUUCUAACCUCAACUCUCGGAGUGUUUGCCAUGACUUUGGUGGUCGCGUUCUUUUAAUUUCUGGAAUAUCAUUCUUUUGUAGCGAAUAUAUCAUAUAUCAUUCUUUUAUUACAUUCAUAUUUCUUUUUCUCUUCA
Vigna angularis (adzuki bean) is the source of this 1329-nucleotide messenger RNA. RefSeq names its product early nodulin-like protein 1. The transcript has 2 exons. Gene Ontology annotation, cellular component: plasma membrane. Gene Ontology annotation, molecular function: electron transfer activity. Lineage: Eukaryota; Viridiplantae; Streptophyta; Magnoliopsida; Fabales; Fabaceae. The coding region runs from base 706 to 1251 and encodes 181 amino acids. The record is from RefSeq and is a predicted model, not a curated record.